Messenger RNA from Photinus pyralis (common eastern firefly), 1483 nucleotides. It is a transcript of the gene Fntb, whose product is annotated as protein farnesyltransferase subunit beta. The record is from RefSeq and is a predicted model, not a curated record. Lineage: Eukaryota; Metazoa; Arthropoda; Insecta; Coleoptera; Lampyridae. Gene Ontology annotation, cellular component: protein farnesyltransferase complex. Gene Ontology annotation, biological process: protein farnesylation. Gene Ontology annotation, molecular function: protein farnesyltransferase activity. Bases 93 to 1337 code for a protein of 414 amino acids. The transcript is spliced from 9 exons.
AGUAUCGUGAUUAUGUUUGAACACAACCAAAUGUUUACAAUCCGCGUUCAAUAAAUUCCCUACUGAAACUGAACCAAAAAAAUUUAUUUGAAAUGCGAAAACAAAAUGCAAAUAUAUCUAUGGCUGCUACAUUAAGAAAAUUCGAAGAUUUAAAAAAUGAAAAGUUUAAUGAAGAAGAUCAAAUUACAGUUACAUCGGAAGAACAGAUCCAAGUUGAAAGAUCUGUUCAAGAAAUCUUCAGAAGCUUCAGAUUAAGAUGUGAUAUAGAUAGUAAUUUACCGAAGUUAUUGAGAUGGGAACAUAUACAAGCACUAAAGCACUGGUUAACAUUUUUACCCCCUGGCUAUAAGUCUCUAGAUGCAAGUCGUACCUGGAUCUGCUAUUGGAUCUUACAUAGUUUAUCACUUUUAGAGGUUAAGUUAUCUGAUGACUUGAAAGAUUCGUUAGUCGAUUUUCUGAAAAGAUGUCAAUGCUCGGAUGGAGGAUUUGGAGGUGGUCCUGGGCAAAUGGCACAUACCGCAACAACUUAUGCUGCCGUUUGCGCUUUGUGUAUUAUAGGUACACAAAAGGCGUAUGAUGCUAUUAAUAGGGACAAGCUACAACAGUUUCUCUGUGACGUAAAGACGGAAGAUGGGGCAUUUUGUAUGCACAGAGGUGGCGAAAUAGAUAUACGCGGUGUUUAUUGCGCUCUGGCAGUUGCAACACUCACCAAUAUUUCAACAGAAAAAUUGUUCGAAGGAACAGCAGAAUGGGUGAUAAGUUGCCAAACAUACGAGGGAGGCUUUUCAGGUUGUCCUGGUUUAGAGGCUCACGGUGGUUAUGCAUUUUGUGGAUUAGCUUCUUUGUUAUUAUUAAACAAGGGACACCUUUGUGAUGUAGAUGCAUUACUGAGGUGGAUAGUAAACAAACAAAUGAAAUUUGAAGGUGGAUUUCAAGGUAGAACAAAUAAACUGGUAGAUGGCUGUUAUUCGUUUUGGCAAGGAGGCGCGUUUCCAUUAAUUCACAGUCUGCUUGCUCAAGAAAAUAAGGAACCGAAGUGGUUAUUAUUCGACCAAGGCGCUCUUCAAGAAUAUAUUCUAAUUUGCUGCCAGUAUCCUGCCGGUGGUUUACUCGAUAAGCCAGGAAGACCACGUGACAUUUACCAUACAUGUUACGCAUUAAGCGGAUUAUCAAUAGCCCAGCACUCGAUCGAUGGCGAAAAAUUGAUAUUGGGGUCACCCGAGAAUAAAUUGGCAAAAACUCAUCCUAUAUAUAACAUUGGACCAGAUUACGUAUUAAGAGCGGGAUCGUAUUACAGUAAAUUAGACAUUCCAGGCAAUGAACCAUCUUUUUUAUGACAAAAAAUACAUCAUUAUACCUAUUGUUCAAUAAGAAGAAAAGUAACAGAUUAUGUGAUUACAUUUACUAAAGGUUUUUCGUUGUUAGUUAUUAUUUGUAUUUGGUUAACAGUUGUAUGUAUUGAAAUAAAAUUAUAAAAACAAAA